CGACGCAGUCAGUCUAAUAAUGUAACUCAAGUUGAUGUGUAACAACGAGCUCGAGCUAAGAGAUUGCGAACUGUGCAAAGUUGUAAAGUUGUGAAGGAAGCAAACAAAAAAAAAAAAAAGCAGAGAAUUUUGCUUUUUUCGGGGGAAUACGGAAAUGAACAAAAGCAGAAGAAGUGCAUAGAAUGCGCGACGAUGUUGUACAAAAUGUGCAUAAUUUUAUAACUUAUUAUACUACGCUUAAUUAAAAUAAAAGAAAAUAAAAAUAAAUUAAUAUUAAUUAAAAAUAUAAUGGCUACUUCAUCCGAUUUAAUACAUCAACCCGAAUCCAAUAACGGUUCAGAUGAAUCAAUUAGCAAUUGUGCGAACUCUAACAAUUUGAUAGAGCCGCAGGUCGAUGAAGAAUCAAUACAAACAACUAAUGCUGAUUCCGAAGCAACAACAUCACCUGGCGUCCACGAAAACGAAGACGAUGACACCAAAAUGGAUUUCAGCGCAACACCAUGUCACGAAAAGACGCAGCAGUCGUCAGCACAAGCGGUCGUAGAGGACCAGAAGCAGCUACAGCAGCAGCAACAGCAAAAGCAGCAGCAGCUAGAGCCAGUAGAGCAAUCAACACCUGUUUCACCACCUUCUACUCAACAAACCCAACAACAAGCACAGGCACAAGUUGCGAAUAGCAAUUUUUCACCAGACGAAAUACCCGAACCCAUUAAGGUGCUAGAUGAUAUAAUCUCUGAAUUCGAAGAUACAUCAAAGCCAGCGAACGCAGGUGGUAAUGGAGAAAAUCAAUCUGAGGAUGAUGGCUACAUGAGCCUUAGUCGAAAGAACAUGCACAAGCAAGAUUUUGAAAAUGUCUCACAGAGCAGUAUUGGCAGCAAUGCGGCACCCGUUGUCACACCUACGAAAGAGUUUCACGAAUUUAACAAUAAAACAGAUGUUACCUGCCAAAAUUUGGAAACACCUGCCGAUCAGAAUAUCAUACAAUCAACUUUGCCAAAAGCGCGUCCAGCUUCCGCAUUGACGAGCAACAACUAUUCCAGUCUUCCAUGUUGCGGUGCGCGCUCCACAUCGUUAGAUGGGAAGACAACGCGCGGUGUCAGCUGUAAUGGUGAACGCAAUAAAUUGGGUAUCGAUAUUAGUGCGGUACAUAAUGCGGUACUGCGUGGAGGUUUGGCAAAAUUACCAGAGCCAAUUUUGAAUGAACAUCCCGUUACUAUAUACCCCGGCCGUUAUUCACCACCAACCGAAAACAAACGAAGCUCCAAUCGGCCACAACGUAUUUUAUCCUCUGUUGAGAAACACAAAGGAGUAUGUCAUAUGCUAAAUCCCUUGUCUUCGAUCUCCUCUUCAUCAUCCUCGUCCAGUUCGAAUUGCACCGGUUUGAUGGAUAGCAAAGUGAUAGAUAUCUCUAAUAAUAUUAUGAAGAAAACAUAUAUACGUAAGGAUAAUAUUGCCAAUGAAUUUAGACUAGUCAGUGAAGAUGAUUUCUCAGACGAUUCCAUUGAAGAGCAAUCAUUAUCCCCAAUCACUUCACACUCCUCGCCACACAAACAAAGUGGCAUUGCGUGGGAGAUACACUUUAAGAGUAGCAAGAAGAAAUCGAAAAGUUCAGCGAAGAAAAAACCACAAAGGAAACAUACUACCGAAUGUAUUACUAAGACGGAAAAUGGCAACUAUCAAUUACCUAUUAUGGCUAGUGAUGUUUUUUAUUCCAAAGAUGCUGAGCGUGCUUUUCGCCGUGAGCCGAUCAUCAUAGAUACCGUCGAUGGUCCAGAUAAGUGUGCAGCGCCUCCAGCGGAUAUUUUGAAUCAUUGCAUGUAUCGUCAUGCAAACACUAGUAUGUUGGGCAAGGGUACAUUUAUAAUACGACGUGCCACAAAUAAACCACCAACAGCAAUGGAUAUAUUCCGCAAUGAUGCCGAAGAGCUAGAUGGACUAGAUACACAAGAUCCGAGCGAUUAUGAAGAAUUCUCAUCAAUCGAGGGACACGAAAAUUGUAAGCCGAACGACGCGUUAAGUUCGAGCUCUAGACACCACAGUGGUGAUUUAGUAGCACCAUUAGGACCAACUUUACCAUCGCCGAGGGAUCGUCUGUCGUUAAAUCUCGAACCACAAUUACCAAAUAUUUUUACCAAAGAAUUACUGGCUGUGCAUAAGGGAGAUCGUUCCUCGUCCGAAGAGCUUUUAGCACCCGUUAAGAAGACAUCGCUUAGUAGAGAGCCAAAGAGACGAAGCACUGAUUCUAUCAAUACCAAUAAGUCUUCCAGCUACGAAGAAGCUGAACAACUAGAACCGCACGAAAGCAUUAACUUAUUUUCAAAUAAAAAUAGUUUUGACGCUUGCAAUGUGUAUGGCUAUAAGAACGAUACUGCUGCGUGUUUAAAAGGACAAGAAUUUGCUGAUUUACGCUCUUCGACAACAACGACUCCACACACCGAUCUCGCACCGACACUUGAGGAGGAAGAGGAACAGUAUAGUGACUUUAGUUAUAGUGGUGUGCCUAUUAAGGAAAUUGAAAAAAUCGAUAGCAACAGAAACGCGUUGAUGCGUGGAGAUGUACGCAUCGUUGAAGGUGGUGCGCAUCCCAAACGUCCACUCGAAUUUCGUCCCGGUGUUCAUAAGUCGGAGAGUGCCAAGGAGAUGUUAUUGUCUCAAAGUACGUUCGGUCCGUUGCCACCAUCGCCACCGUCAUCUAAUCCCGACCUAUUUGAUUACGAUGCUCUGCCACUGCCACCGUCUCCGAAGGAUGCCAUACUAGUCAACGAGAGUCAUCGUCAAAGCCUUGCCAAAGGUUAUAAGAAGACGACAACUGCCGAAAUUCAUACGCCCUCCUCACUGGGCAGCAAUGAACGUCGAAAUCGUGACAAUAUGAGCGCAUUGCGUUAUUUAAGCAACGAUUUACCACCUUUACCACCGCCAGCUUUUGAGAAUAUGGCACCGGUUGUGCCGCCACAUCGGGGACAUUCGGCGAAUACGAUGAAAUCGUGGUCCAUUGAUUCGCAUUAUAAGAAAAAAUCACCGAAAAUGUUAGGCUAUGGUAGUGGCAUUACCACGCCAACGGGUUCACAAUACGAGGGCUCCUAUUCAACGAAGCGAUAUGUCUCCUAUGGCACGAAGCGUAGCCUAAAACAGUCGCCACGUGAAGAGUUGCGUUUGCAAACUUCAUGCAGUCUGCCGGAAACACCUAUUUUCGCACGAGGAAGCUGUGACAUACCGCGUACACCAUUCCGACGACAACCUGAAAGUACAAUCAGUGGUUCACGUACAGCGCCUCGCUCCAGCACCUCACACAGUAUUAAUAUGGGCAACACCAUGGGCGGUAUGCCAGGUGGCAACACUUUCGGGGCUGGCAUGUGCCGUCAACGUUCUAUGAAUCACGCGCUUGCCUCGAAUGAGAUGUUACGUUUAGCUGGCGCACCAGCUCGCGGCUGGUAUCCAAAGCAGCGUUCAAUGCGUCCAGCGUCGACAGAAAAUAUCGAUCGUUUGAGUUCGUCACGAGUUUGGGAUAGUGCUGCUGGCAUGUCUGGGACUGGUCAGUCAAGGAAACCUUUAACGUUGCCUCCAAAUUUAACGCCAUCGUUUUUGAAUAAAUCACCAAGAGAAGCUCUACGUCGUGUAACAAGCCUUCUGAUAGCCAAAAAGAAAAACACGAAGGAGCGUAAGGGCAAGCCAUAUUCAGAUACCACACUCGAUGGAAACUUGACUUUUGAACAAGAAACUGCACUCCCACCCACGCCAAAGGAUAAUGCGCGCAAUUUUAAUAAUACGUCACAGAAGCCUCAAAAGAAAAAAGGCCUUUUCAAAAGCUUAUGGAAGAAAACAAAACACUUUUCAUUAGAUCAAUAAGUAACAACAAUAAAAAAAACAAACCAAAAUAUGCAAUUCAUUAAAAAAAUAUACAUAUACAUACAUAUUAUAUACAUAUAAUAUAUAAAAUAUUUAUACACAAUUAGCACACAAAUUCUACCCAUCCAUCCAAUGAACUGCAUACAAACAUUUAUACACACACACACACACACACACACGCACCCACUUUACACUUAACACGUAAUCACAGGUAAUAUAACAGUGUUGCACAACCGAUCAACCAUUAAAUAUUUACAUACAUACAUACAUAUAUUAUUAUCGUUAUAUACUCACAGUAAGCAUAAGUUAUAGGCCGUUAAAAAUGAUGCUCAACAUCGACUUACACACAACACACAUACACACAUGCAGAUUAAAAAUAAUAACAUAAAUUAAAGCAUACACGUAUGCUAUAUGUUAUGCCAGACAAAAUUUUUACAUAAAAUAUAUACAAACACACAUAAAUAUUAUUACAAAAUUACACAAAAUUACGAAUGCAUUAAAGUAUAAUGAAAAAAGAAAAAAAAAAUUAAUAAUAUUAAAAAUGAUUAAAACUGAUAAAUAAAUUACGAAUAACACAGAGUAUAGAAAUGCACAAAGCCGCAAAACUAAAGACUGAAUUUAAAGAAAAAAAAGGAACAAAAAAUUAAAUACAUAUUGAUAAUGCAAAUAUAAGACACAACUCAGUUCAGCUUCACAUACCUAAGAGAAAAAUAAAACAAAAAAUAAAAAUUUAAAAAUAGCAAAAACAAAAAACAAUAUCUUCGCAUUUUUUAGA
Messenger RNA from Ceratitis capitata (Mediterranean fruit fly), 4621 nucleotides. RefSeq lists its product as uncharacterized. The coding region runs from base 289 to 3846 and encodes 1185 amino acids. The record is from RefSeq and is a predicted model, not a curated record. The transcript has 15 exons. Lineage: Eukaryota; Metazoa; Arthropoda; Insecta; Diptera; Tephritidae.